Caenorhabditis auriculariae is the source of this 16008-nucleotide messenger RNA. The record is from the annotation of a GenBank genome assembly. Lineage: Eukaryota; Metazoa; Nematoda; Chromadorea; Rhabditida; Rhabditidae.
AUGGUUCAGGUACGCCAUUUUAGACUUUUUUUUAUUUUGUUGUUUUUUUGUAAUGAGAAACUUUGCAAUUCAAAUUCCCAUUGAAUCUUUCAAUAGUUGGAAUCUUCUUCUUUGAACUCAAAAAUAAAUUUUCCUCUUCCACAAUUAUUUUCCUCUUUCGAGUCGUACUCUUGAUUUUUUUUUUUAGAACAAUUUGUACAAAUACUAGCUGUCGCAUGGUGUUUUAUAGUUUUUUUUUUCAACCCGUAUCUGCUAAUUUGUUCGCCCUUUACAAUAUCGUUUAGGAAUUUCUUCCCACUUGAUGCGAUCACACAAAAGAGGCAGUUAAGCAUGCGUAUGAUCGAAUUUUUUGUUUUGUUAAGAAGUGUCUUGAAAUGUAUAGGUUAACUCAAUUAUUCAUUUUAUUAUUUUCUACUUUAAUAUUUAAAUUUAAAAUUUCCCUUUGGGGUUUGGAAAUCUGUCCAUAAUAUGAUAGAGCUGAGAAUUAAUUUUUUGUUGAGAAAUUUCUUAUUUCACGCAAUACUUUUAAGUUUGAAGUUUUUUGAUUAAUUUUUUUUUUUCGCAGAAGUGAAUGGGCUGUAUACAAAAAAAGGCACAGAAGGAAGGCGCGGCGGGUUAGUAAAUAACAUUCAAACUGUUGUUGCUAAUUUUACGGUUAUUUUUUUCCCAAAAAUUUUUGUAUUUAUUUGAACGAAAAAAACGCAGUCGAAUGGCCACUUGAUGUCUUUCCAUCCGUCAGCUGUCACUCAUAUGGAAAAAUCUUGCUAGUUUUAUUUUUCAAAUGCGUCUCAGAGAUGGCCUGAAGGUUUCAAAAAAUUUGGAAAACUGCUUUUCUUUGUUUCUGAUCUAUUACUUUAAAAAAAAAACCAAAAAGCAGAAACCUUCGAGAAAAAGAAAUGGAAAGUGGACAAACUUUCUUUGACGUCACGCCUAUCUGCGGCGCUCUUGUUUGUCGCGAAAAAUUUGUGAAACGAAGACUUGGGUUUUUGAACUAUUGUAAAAAAAUCACUGGUCAGAAGAUAUUUUUUUUGUCUGAAUUAAAAGUAAAGAGGAUUUUUUUUGUUUUCAUAAUUGAUUAAAUUGUCACAACCGGUUUCUUUUUUCAAAAUAAAAACAGUAUGAAAGCGAAUUUUUCGCAAAUGUCGCAUUUCCUGAAUACUUGUGAUGACAGUCUUUCUUGAUAAGUCUCUCUUUAAACGGCGUUUGUCCUGCGCAGCACUCUCUUGAUAAAAAUGAUGAUUUUUGUUUGGCCCAAAUUUGGUGGUUUGUUUCGGUGCCGAUGGUCUUUGUUCAUUAAUGGGGUUGGCGUCUGUUAGUCGCAGAAGUUGGGGAAAAAGCGAAAAAGAGAUGUUUUUCUGAAUGAUCGUUUCGAAUCACAGAGAGAAUUCGGUUCGAUUUUUUCCUGUACACAAUAAACUUUCAUUGAAUAAAAAAUUAUUUUACAAAAUUUCAAUUUUUUUAUGUGAAGGUUUGAUUUUAGACACGAGAAAUGAUCUUAAGUCCCUUUUGUGAAUUUUUUUGUAAAGUAGGCUCUUUCGAGUCGGAAAAAUUCCUCUCACGGUCUUUUUUGCUUCGUUUUUUCACACACAGCUCAUGUCAGCUAGAAACGCUCUGAAGAGCUCAGAAACUGCGAUCUUGGUGAUUACCUUAAAAUGAGGAUCGACACGCCGAAUAAAGCUAACAAGUGAUUUUUGAAAGAAACUAGUAAGGUAUGUAGAUAAGAGUACCAAAUUCCCUUUUUCAAACGUUGCAUGUAUAUUAAAACACUGUUCGAAUGUUCUUUUUUUGUUUUUUUCGAGUCUCGAGAAAAACACUUUUUUCAACUAUCCGUUGAAAGUUGCGUGACAAAUUUUAAAAAUUGAUCAUUUACACGCGUUAUCGCACACACUAUAAUGUGGAACUGCGAGAAGAAAUUUUUGGGGUAGUGGACGAUUUUCAAAUCGAACAAAAUUGCAUAAGAAAGAAAUUCGACGAAAAUUGCUGGACUGCUCUUUCCAUACCAUUUGUGUGCACUCCGAUACUAUCUCAAAAUGCUUUAGAAUUAUGCUGCCGAGUAGCACUCUUACCGCGUAUUCUAUUCAUUGACUGACGAAGUGCAUACCUCGAUUGACCUUUGGAGUUCUAAAAAAGGUAGAAAUUGACAAGAAAACUGUAUAAUUUUCGCAAAUUUUGUUGCAAAUGGAAGAAUGCUUUUAUAUCCGAAAGUCAGCAAGACAAAAAUAUAGAGAGAGUAGUUUUCAGUGAUCCUUAGGAGGCGUCCAUUCUGAAAAAUUGCUCGCUUCGGAAGAUACGUGCUUUGAUUUCUCUUUGUUUCACUCCAGUUUCAAUCUGGUACUUUUUCAUUCAUAGAGAAAACAUGGUUUCGCUUUUGAGUUAAGUCCCGAAAUUUCGGGAAGAAGGACUACGUUUCGAUCGCCGCUUUUGUUUGGUCAGCUUUUUCUCUCUGUGAUCAUAUAUGGAAUAGCCGAUUUCGCAAUAGCGCUUUUUCCUUUGUGGGCUCGCUUUCCAAAAACGGAAUGCGUUUUUCCUCCCAUGACGUCACUUUUUGAUUUUCGCCGACUUCUUUUGGUUAACUUUUCUCAAGGACUUUAUUCUUCUAACAAAAAAUACUCAAACUAGAUUUUUUGAUGUGCUGCGAAAAAAAUUGUAGAAAAGCGAUCGUAAAACGAUUUCACCCUCGUAAUGCUCCUUUUUGACAUUUUUAUGAGAAGAAGCCUUGAGAAGAACGCAAAAUGACGUGAGUUCGACGGAGAUCGACCUCACCCCACUUAGGUUUUUGGCAACGCGCCAUUGUUGUUUACUUACAGAUGUUCUGAACAUUUUCAACCCUUAUUUUUGCUCUCAUCGAGAUUUCCGAAAAAAGAAGUCAAAUAUUUAUAGAUAGUUUGGAUAAGAAAAUCGGAGAAAUUUCGGUAUUUUCAUAUCUUGCGAUUUUCUAUUUUUUUUUUCUCAAUGCUUAUGCGCUGAAAUAACAAUUUAGUUCUGGAAACUUUAGUGGAGAUUUCAAUGAUAAAACUUUUUGGGAAGGAGGAGACCUUACCUGGGAACUGUUUCACAUUGUUUCAAACCUGGCUUCUGAUAUUUAUUGGGGAAACCGUCGUCUAGCAUUUCACUCAGCGGAGAUUUGAAAAAAUAUUUCGAAUCGCGUUUGAAAACUCAGAUUUUGAUCUCACUUUCUCCUAUUUUACAUCAUCGAAACGUGGUCGUUUAUAUUCUUUGAAAAUGACUCUAAACUUUGAUUCUCUGCGAAAGUAUCUUGAAUCGAAAAAGAUUUUUUGCAUAUUAACUAAGCGGUGUCAAAAAUAAAAGAGUCGAAACUGAAGGCCCUGAAAAUAGAAUGACGUGGUCCCUAGGCGCUCUACCCACAGUAAAUAGACUUUUUUCAAAUGAAAUUUGUUAAUCGCGUCGCCACUUUGUGUGGGAACAGGUGAUUUGAAGGUCCGCCCUGAACGGAGUUUUUUUGUUGGUUUUUUUUUGCUUUGAAUCUAUUUUUCUUGGAGAUGAGCUUGGAAAACUAUUGCUUUUUAAAGAAUAUUGCAUUUUUUCAUUUUUUGUUUCUCCCAUCGACCAAUUUUCCAUUUCACGACGUCAUAAUAGUGUUGCCAAAUCCGAGUGCUUAUCCUGGCUUUCCACAUAAUUUCAUCUGAUGGCAUUACGAAAAUGGAUGGAAAGUUACAAAAUCGAAGAUGUUAUCAUGCAUUAUGAUGUGUUAUCAGUUCUAAUCACUUUUUAGUUCUUUGGCAUCCCGUCCUACAUUUAUAUGGACCUCCGUCUAAUCAUUUCAAAAUUUUGGUUUUUUCUUUUUUUUUUAUCUUCAGUUUACAUUGAAAUUUUUUUUUACUAUCCUCGCAUGCUGAGCAGGCCUCGACGGUUGUACCCGUAUUAAACCCGUGUUUCUGAGAUUAUUUGAGUCUCAGUUGGGCUGAAACGGGGGAACAACGGGUGUAAGAAAAAUAUGUAAUUCAGCUGGGCUAAAGCGGGGUCUCAGGCUAAAAAUUGCCAAAGUUCUACCAACUGUGCUCAUACGGGUUUAAUACGGGGGCACCCGCUGAGACCCCGUUUUUGCACGGCUGGGUUACCCUGCUCAGCAUUCGAGAUACCGCAAAGUGCCUUUUUGGCGCGGAGAAAAAUCAGAGAUUUUUUUCUUUUUUUUAAUUAUUUUCUUCUUACUUAUUUUACCGAUUUAAUGACUUCUCAUUUGAAUUGAUUUCAUAAAAAAAUCAUUAAUAUAUUUUUUUUAAAGUUUUUAAAUAAACAGGAGAAACAACCAUUCAUAAUGAAAAAAACAUAGGAUUGUACACGCAAAUGUGUAUUAAAAAAACUGAAAAAGAGUCUAAUAGCCACUCAGAGAAGUAGUUACCUAAGUCGAGCUUUCAUCCUAAUUGAGAACUGAAAUUUGACUAUUUUGACUAUAUCUUAUAACAAAAAAAAUCUUAACUGCAUAAUAUUUUAACUUCGUUUUUGCCGAGCUAAGCUGCCACGGCUUCUCGAUGCUAGCUUCGAAGCUUCUCCGGCUCUUUUAUUCGACUUUUGCUCAAUUACCCGAGUAGAGUUCUGAUUCCUGCGACUUUUCCUCUUGAUUGUUGACCUUUCCUGCAAAGUUUCUCAGAUUUUCCAGUGAUGAUUUCCUGUUCCCCGCCACUUUUCUGCAAUAGCGUCAUGUUCAGGUGCACGAUUACACUGCGCGAUUCGUUCUUCACCCUGUCAUUUCCUCUUCUGCCGUCACUUCUGUUUUCCAUCCUUCCAAUACCAGUUAUUUCUCGUCAUUCCUACUUAUGUUUAAAAUCUAGGGGUUUACUUCAAGUUGUAAGAAUUUCUAUCGAACCUUUUUCUCCUGCAAUCAAGUCAGAAUAACGUCGAAAAAUCAAUCGGAGCAUGAAUUUUGAAGAAAAUUGCAACGAUUAAUUGCCGAAGUCCUUCAAAAUGUGUAACGUACACUCUUUUCGAAACUCGACUAAUUUUCAAUAGUUUAAUUUUGGCAAGAUUUCUCUCUUUUUUUUCUGCUAAAUAACUUUUUUCAAAUCGACUUCAAGGCAAGUUUUCGCUAUUGACUCAAAAAAAUAGGAGUGAGUCUAAUGUUCAAAAAAUUGGAAAAUUUGAUAUCUAAUUAUUUCGCCGCUCAAGCAGACGCCAAAAUUUUAAAAAAGAGGUAUAUAAUAAAUGUAUGAUUUUAUUUGAAAUGAACGCUUUUCUGGAGAAUACGAAACUACAAAAAUCGAAUUACUCCGGAAUUUCUUUUUUUUUCAGCAUUUUUUUCUCACAUUAAAGAAAAUUGCAACUUGAUUUUCGAUUCAAAUGGAUUAUAAUAAUUUAUUGAAUUCUGGUUAGUAAGACAUAUUUCACUCGGUCUAACACACACGCUCUCUCAAACUACAUUGACUAUCUUCCUUUGUUUACUUGUUGAUUGUUUUUCAAUUCUCGAAUGAUGUCAUUUUCGCGCAGAAAUGACGAAACGCUAUUCAUUCAAUCAUUAUUUGACCGAUAACUUCUGAUCGUCAUUCCAGGUUAAGGAGAUUUCAACUCUUUUCUUUCUCAAAAUUUCGAGUUUUCUCUCAGAAUUUACUCAUUUUUAAAUUAGCAUGAUACUUUUUCUUGCUUUAAACUUGUCGGUCAUACAUUUUUGAAGCUUUCUGCUUGUUCCAAUCAAUUCGACGUCUUCUCUUUAACUUCGAAAUUACCCCAAAAGCGACGAUUCAAUGGGACUUUGAUCAUUUUAGCACAAACUGACAUUUUUUUGAACAAAUAUGAUUUUUUCUGUUAGUUUUGAAAAGAAAUCAAUCGAACACUGCAGGAAUUUCAGCACUGUUUGCUUUGGGUUCUGUUCUAUUCCUGCUUUGGGUCCGGAUAUUUAGAGGAGCACUCGUGUUUAUUUUCACUCUUUUUCUGCUUUUCCGUAGUUGCCAUUCUUAUAUACCUCAUCCAUUGCCACUCGAGACGAAAAUACUCCACGAACUUCCAAAAUCAAAUUCUUCUUUUCAUACCAUUUUUUCGCUAAUCGUGUGAAGAAUCAAAACAAAUUUGUGUCAAAAGCUAUUACCUCGGUAGUUAUUUGAUUUUAGUUUCUUUCUUUUUCCGAUCAAUAUAUAAAAACUAACGAAUCGAUGAUUCGUUUGCGAUCGCUCUGCUUGUCUGCACCUCUGUUGUCUUUCGCGCUCUCUCUCUCUGCCUCUUCCAAACUCUUGAUGAUGUCACUCUCUAGUUCUCUUUCUGGCGCGAUUUGUGUUUAAAUUUCAUCCUUAUUUCCACUUUUCUCUGCAAUUUCUCAACAUAUUCUACUCAAAAAAGUUUCGAAAUGAACAGCUACAGGUCAGCCUCUGCCCCAUAUGUUCCGUUGAUUCGUUUUGUAUCAAAUUAUGACGCUCCGGCGUGUUAGGUCUUUUCUUUUUUCAAAUUAUGUUGAGCGUGUUAUUUUCAACUUGGUUACUGCAUUUUUAUCUCUAAUUUGAUCUGGGUUAAGCACGGAGCUUUUCCAGAAAAUUCUUUUAGAAGAUAAUUUUCAUUUGUUCUCGUUGCUCAUGAACUCCCAAUUUUCAUUUCUUGAAAAUGUUUUUCCUGUUUUUAAAGGUCUUCGAUUGCAGGAUAUGACAGUUCUCGAUAUGGAAAUCACGUCAGCAGGGCUAGCCGCCCUUCUACGAGAAAGUCUCGCCACAACGGUGCUUUUUUGGUUUUAGAGACUAUCCAAAUACAUUAUUCAAUUGGUUUUUCUCAAAGAAAGUUUUGUGAGGUUGAAUCCAAAUAUUUCUGAGCUUGUAUUGCUUUCCGGGUGUAUCAUCAUUCUCACAAAAAAUAAAUGUAAAUUCAACUUGAGGUUUUGAAAAAAAUUUCAAAUAAAAAAAUAAAUAACACGUUCACAAUUAUCAGUAUAUUUAGAUUUAUACAAGUUUAUACGUUGGAAUGCUCGGAUGACACCAUUUCCUUUUUUUAGUUUCAGGAGUGCUCGAAAGAAUAUCACCAAAGUUCUAUUCUCAAGCUGACUCUAUUUUUUUUUUCACUUCCGUUGCUAGUUUAAAGUUUGCAAUUUCUUUUUAAUAAAAUAAUGAAAAAAACCAGUACAAAGUCUAUUUCAGAUGAUAGUCGAUACGCGAGCGUUCACGGAUUUCAACAAUUCUCACGUCAAAUUUUCUAUAAACGCAUUUUUUUCAAAAUUGAUCCGACGACGGUUAUGCGAAGACAAAGUGAGUUUGAGUGAACCCGCUGGUUUCUUGAGCGCGUCCUUUCACAAUCGUAGGGUUCUCAUUUCGCAAUUCUUGAGCAAAUAUCACUAAAAAUAAUUAUGACUUUUGUACUUUCCUUAGACUUCCUUCCAUGAACUUUGGUCCCACGUUUUUUCAUUGACUGAAUCUUUCUAAGUUCUGUUUUCCACCCAGUUUCUUUCGUAUCCGCCAUGUGUUUCCGUCUCUUGUUGGCUUUCGAACCUCGAGUUUAUCAAGGGUUUGCUAGCAAUACAGAAUCAGAUCAAUAUUGAUAAUGGGAAGUGAGGAAAACAGAAAAUGUUUACGAAUCAAUUGCAAAACAAAAGGAGAACUUUUCCAUUUUGUCAAUUUGGGUCAUGUGACGUCACCUCUUCUGCGUUUUUUGGCUUGCGUAAAAUGGACGUGACCCCUGUCUUUUCUGGAAAUUGCGAAAUGAUCUUUGGACCCUUGUGGUCGAGUUGACUUUUCCAUUUCGAGCAGAACCGAAGUUGAGAUUUUGUGAGAAAAAAGAAUCUAGUAAUAUUCCAUACUUCAGGAGAGUUUUCAUUAUAUAUCCGAAAAAAAGUCGCACAACUAGAAGAAUUUUUAAUGACUCGCUGGAAUUUUUUUGCGAAAUCAGCCAUUCUGACUCGACAAAACAUCUGUCCGCGAAAGGUCUUUCGAAAUUUAAAACGAAAUACCUGCUCCGUUAUGAGAAUUUGGUCGAAAACGUGUUCAGCUCUCAAUUAGUCAUGGAAGUGACUAAUUUCUAGGCGUGAGAAGCACAUUUCGGGCCGUGUUUCAAAGUGAUUCUACGAAAUCCAAAACAGCCGCCAGAGAAAGAAAAAAUAACUAAAACUCGGAGAGUGAGAGAUAACUUUGUAUUUUGCGGAAAUCGCUUCGAACACAGCACCAGUCAGUUUGAAAGAUCUCCGAAGAAAUAGAAAUCUAGAAUAGAUAACGAUUUUCCAGUCCAGAAAUUCUUUGAAACAGCCUUCAUAACUUUUUAAAACUCAGCUCAAGUUCUAUUCAUAGAUUUCAACACAAGUACUACGAUAUAGCCGUAUUGGUAUGAGAUUUUACGGAGCCUCGAUGCGUCAUCGACUCGAAUAAAUUGUGAUUCAUCGAGAAAGGGGCGGAGUCGUGCACUUUUGAGGACAACGACGUCCAUUCUCGUUCGCCAGGCCUUCGGUCAACUUUUAUAAGCUUCGUGAACCUUUAGAUUUAUUCAUUUCUCAGGCAGUUUAUCCCUUUUCAUUGAAGAAGCUUUUAUUAGAAGUACAGUUCCAAUAUCAAAAGCUCGGUAAAUCUUUUUAUGUCUAUCUAUCUUUCUUUCUCUCUCUCUCUCUCUUUCUUGGAAUAGCAUUCAAAAUAUUCCCAAUUUUCUGAAAAGCUUGAAGAAGCUUUUUUGGUCAGAAGGUCAAAUUUAGAGAACAAACUAUGAAAAUAUAAAUUUUGAUGUGGAUGAAAAGUUUUUCUGCAUUUCCGUUUCAAACAAAUUCUUCGCUUUCGGCCUAUCCUCUUUUAACUCCAGUUAAUUUAUCGAAAUAAAGUCGAUUCCAGAAGCUAACGUUUGAUUCGUGUGCAAAUUUCCGCUUUUUCAAAGAACGAAUUAAAUAUUCAAAUUUUCUUUUUCUGUUAGCCUAUGACUCAGUUCAUAAGCAUAGACUAUGAGUCAGAAUGAAAUAAGAACUUUGUAUUUUGCUCAAAACGUUUUCUAUUUAAUUUUUGGUCGCUCAUUAACUCUUGAGUACGUCAAGAAUAAAAAUAGUUUUCUCAUUUUGGCGUAGUUCCUUUUCUUACGAAUAUGUAAGCCGCAUUGAGAUGAUUCAAGCAAGAACGCAUAACAAUGCUGACUCAACAUGGUCAUCAAAUGUCCAUUUCGCGCUAUGAAUAAUUGUUUGUUCGGAGGAUUUUUCGCGGAAGCUGCAAUCGUCAGGGUGGUUAAGAACGCUUAUUAAAAUGCUCCCUUUUGAAGAUUCAAACCUUGAGAUAGAAGAAAAACAAAAGGCUUCGAUUCGAACAAGUCAAAAUGAAUCAUCAGGUCAUCCUUCUGAUUUUUUCGUUCCAAGAAGAAAUUGUCGUUCAACAACCAACGGUUUGCGUCACAAAAGCUGUCGUUGUUUGCCUGCUGAGUGGAUCUUUCCUUUCUUUUUCUCUUUCUCUUUCUCUCUCUCCUUCUUCUCGCUUCGCUCUCUUUUUAGUUCGGACCCGAUCAUGAGUCAGAAUGAUUCAAUUGAUUUGACAACGUAAAGGACGGCUCCGCCUCUAGAGUUAUUCUAAUCAGUUGAAUUUUUGCAUUUGCAUUUACAGAUAGACAACGAUUGUCUCGUCAGCCAACUGAUGCGAGCUGCCGGCGAUAGAGACAUGAACGAAGUGCUUGACGUCGUCCUCUACGCGGAAGACGACAAGCAGCAGUGCCGCGCACCCAAGAGAAGGUUUGUUCGUUGGAGCAAAGUUCCCCUGAUCACAGCGGCUAUUUCGUUCUUCAGAAUAUCCACGUGUGGCGCCAGCGAUUCGUCUGCCAAGGUCCUCAGAGUCCUUCGCGACCGACUUGAAGAGACCAAUCGCUUCCGCGGGAUCAUGAUCCUUGAAGGUAUGUAUAUCCCGUCUUUUUUUGCGGAAAAAUUUGAUUUUGCUAAGUACAAUCUUUACCAGGAAACUUUUUUUUUGUUUUGGUAAAGCUCAAAAAAGAUGAUAACCAGUGUAGGUUAAAGUACGAACAUUUUUGUGGGACUGAGAACAAUAUGACGAGAUUUUCUCGGCAUAGUAUCCAUGGUUCCCAGUGGCGAAUUACCCUUUUCUCACGUAAAUCAAAGAUAGAACAGAGAAAUCGGAAUAAGGUUGAUAGAAGAAAGUGUUUCGAUAUGGAAGUAUGCGAAACUAAACUGAGGAAGGGUCGGUGUGUGGAAAUCGAUCGCGCUACGGGUUUGAGCUUUGAAUAACCCAUCUCUUAUUUUUGUUGCUUCAUGCCGAAAAAGCCUGAAUUUGUUUUUCUAGGUCCACGCGAAUUUUUUUUUAUUGAAACAGCGCCUUUAUUGAAGUGCAGUAUGGUGCAGUUAUCAAUUUGGACUCUUAGUUAUAAAAUAAUUUUAUAGAAUUUCUGAAGAGUUUUAUUAUCUGAAAGGAACAUGAUCUGGAGUUUUUCCACUGCAUCGAACAGAAAUCGUUCAAAAUUGUUUCACGAUGUCUUCUGGCUUAUGAAAACAAGAGCGGCUGUUUGCAUUACACUGAUCGAGUGACUAACCUCAGGAAGGAAUCGAUGAGUAAGAAACGGUUCUUCUCUGCUCGGUGAUAUGUCGGCUGAUCUCCGCCCCUUGGCGGCUCAACAGUUCAUUUCAUUUGCAGAUGCUGCUUCAGCCAGUUUUACUUUCUUUGCUGAGAAGCAUAGUGAAAAGCGGUCCUAUCAAGUUUUUGCCAUUUGUUGCGAUUAUCUUCUCUCUCACCCUCUCUGAAAUGACCUGAGAGUCUCUACCAAGUGAACUUGAACCUUUUUGAGGGACGAAAAAAGAAUCUCGAAACUAAAAAAGAGCUUGUCUUGGACAUAUGUCCGCGGCAAUCAUCGUCAUAUUACAAGUCCAGACGAAUGCGGUUCAUUCUUUCGGCGCAUUCCUUUUUCUCGUAGAGUUUUAUGCUUGCUCUGUGACUUUUCUCAGCCUCAGAAGAUAUACAUUCUUUAUACUGAGAGAUGCGUUCAUUUUGCGAUAAAGAAUAGGAGUGUCGCGAAAUGUCUUUUUGCUCACUUUUUAGAUGCCCAGUCUUAAUCCAAUCAACGCUUCUCCACUCGCUCUUUCUUCGAUUCUGUCCUCGGAAUCUUGUUUUGUAUCUCCAUUGACGUGUCAUGAUUUGAAGAUAAGUUAGUCUGACCUUUUUCUUAUUAUUCUAUUUUUCCAUUCAUCUUUUAUGUUCACAUUCACUCAUUCAUCUUCUAGUCCGAAAUUCUCGAUCGGAAGUCUUUGAAGCAAAAAAUGGCUUCCAUCACGUCAUUGGGCUACUUUGAAUUGGAACAUUCAGAAAUGAGAGAAGAAAAUAUUUAAGCGUGUGUUUGCCGAAACGAGAUUAUUUUAUAGCUAAUCUAUAAUCAAGAGGAAAAAUGUAGAAGGAGGAUUGAGCAACGGAAAUUGGCUGCUGUGCGAUCUUUUUUUGCACAAAGAGCAGCAUUAGUCACCCCGAAAAAUGGCCUCUUUUUUCGACUCGUCUUUGAUCACCGGAGAAAGCAUUCAAUGACUAACCUCUGAAGCACAUACAUUUUUCUUUAAAAAUAGAGAAAAAGACUUUCAGAAAAAAAUCUUUGAUAUGACAACUAUGAGUUUCUACCCUGCAAAGCAUCAAGUAUAAUUUAAAUUCGUUGAAAUUACCUGAUUGGACUGUUUUUUCGUCAGGAUAUUUUAAGUCUCCAAGAAAAAAAAUGGGAACCAUUUUUCGAAAUCUUUUCACAGUUCGUGCUUGUAGGAUGAAUAGUAGAAGUGAGGAAAACACUUUUCUUGUGUCUGACCUGUUGAGUCAAAAAAACUGAUAGAAGAAUAUUCGUGCGAAUUCCAGUUUGAAUAUCCUUUUGAUAUUUUUUUUAUAAGUUACACCAUAUGUUUCCUGCAAAGCUUCAUGGGAAAGCGGGAUAAAGAUUAUAGAAACAAGCUAAUCCUUGAACCUUGCUGGCUCGCUUAAAAAAAGCUCGUUAUGAGUAUGUUCAUUCACAGUAAUCCGAAGAUGAAUCAUCGAGCGCCCGAGGCGGCAUCAUUGAUCCGAAGAGGGAGGUGAAGAGAGAGAGAGAGCGAAGACAGACAGAUGGUGAGGCAGCACGUCGUCUCUCGGCCCCACGUCUUCGGGUGCCUGCACGAGCCCGCAAAGGCAACUCAAGUCCCACCCACUCUGCGCUUUUCUCUGAGCUUCUGGCCUCGCCUAUCCCCAUUCGGCUCUAUUCUGCGUCUGCCGAGCCCGAGUUUGGCAGCGGCUUCUAAUCCAGUGACGUGUUUUCGAGUGAGCGACCGACCGAUUUCUACGCUCGCAUCAGCUCUGAAAGUUUUCUGGAAUGGUCGAGCAUCGGAGGCCACGUCAUCACUGCCAGGAAGGCGAGCAACGACGUCGCGUCAAGAAGAAGCGUUACCACCACGCUCCGAUCGUCAGGUCCAAACAGCCUCUCGCCAAGAUCCUCGUCCGACGCGAGUUCUUCCUGCCUAUCAACGAAAAUGCCGUCGAAAACGCCUUUCCGAGUUCGUUUUCUUCUUUUUCUUUUUCGUUUUGAUUAUUUAUUUUUUCGCUAAUAUCUAGAUGCUGUGCUUAUCAAGUCUGCGACUUCACAUGCGUAUUUCUCUUUUCAUAAAAUGUUCGGAAGCAUGUAUACACGAGUUUCUAGAUUUAUUAAUUUUCUUUCAAGUUUCUAUAAUUUUAUUUCUGGUCAGCUCCGGAAUUCCUCAUGAAUAACUUUUUCUCAAACAUAAAAUGGAUGUAUUUUUUUAUUCUCGAGCAUUUUUGACUAACUGUUUAGGAUAAACCAACACCGUGAGCUCCGCUCUUAGUUUUAAUCUAGAGACCUGAGAAGUCCUAAAAAGUGUUGACAAGUUCAAGGUGUGUUCUUCUGUUCGUGGUUCAAUAAGAAUCGCACUGACAAGCUCUUUGUAUUUUCCACCUUUCCGCUAUUUGUUUAGGACCGUAACUGCAAAGUCCGUCAGAAAAUCACGCGUUAUCUCUCGGUCAAGCCAUUUCCAGAAGACAAGCCGAGCAAUAUGUGAAUCAUUCUCUAAAUACAUCUUUAGUGAUCACUUAUCACCGGCUAGCGAGCCAAUUUUUAUCAAUCGAAAACGUCUAGAUCACUGAUUGGAGCAAAACGAUAAUUAUUCUACAUUGAAAUAUUUGGAUGGUUCCAUUUCUCUGACAGAAAUAAGCUUAGUGAAAAAUUACUUUUUUAUCUCGGUGGGCGGAGAGGACGCGUAUCUGUAUUGAUUUCAAAAAUUUCAAAAAGACAAAUAGUGAAAUCGGGACUUCAAAUGAUCAAUCACGAUGAUUCAUCUACCAUCAUGGCACGUUUUUAUCAGCAGUCACGCCUCUGACGAAAUACAACGCGCUCAAUUGUUACAAAAGCGAUGCCUAUAACCUGGGUAAAAACUAAUAGAAUGGCCUGGUGACGAGGCUCAGUUACUGUGUAGUCGCAAAAAUCAUCUGUUAGGAGGGAGUGAGUCACUCGGCAAAUCUAGCCCCUGCCUCCAUUCCAACGCCACCCAUCUAACCGAGAGACUCCGCCAUCGAUUUGUUCUUUCUCUUCCUUUUUUUUCAUUUUCAAUAUUCAGGCUUCUCAUGUUACUUCCGUUCGUCAUUUUUUUAUAAAUUUGAAUUUAACUUUUUUUAAAUUUUUUUACAUAAAAAAAUUUGAUGUCAACUUUAGAUAUAUUCACAAAUUUUUUUCGAAUAAAAGUUCGAACAAUUCAACGAAACUAGGUCUAUUUCAUAAUCUCUGAACACGUUUUACUGGAACAUUAUUCCAACUAUUUUAAGUAUAUGAAACUCGGAUUUUUAUCGAAUUGCUCACAAAUUUAUUUUCCAGCUCCUCAAUGUUAAGUUUUGUUUUGAAAAAGAAAACAUGUCUCUUGAAAGGGCGAAAGUGUUCUUUUUUUUCGAUUUCAACUUUUGCAUUUAGAAGUAGUUAUGAUGUCGAUUCUCACGAGCUUAAAUAAAUGAAGAGUUUUCAGGCGGGUUCAACAAGUUUCAAAACGCCUUCCCGCAGCUGUGUGAGCCGACGGAGGGUAUGGCGCGGAUGCCACAGUCGCUGUCGCAGCCGUGUCUUUCGAAUCAGCUUGGCGACGGCAUCACCUGCAUCUUGCCCUACCUGUACCUCGGCAGCCAGGUCGACAGCCUCGACGAACCCAAGCUCACGGUACUUUUUGGCUGAACAUCUAAGAGCUCUGCCGGGCUUUUGCUGGCACGCGUCGAAUAUGGUACUCAAUGGUGUUUGCAGAACGGCGCGUGAUCACGCACCGGGAGCAAAUCUAUUGGGAAAAGGGCAUUGAUGACCGGCAUCCGCAACGAAAACCUCAAAAUCCUCUUGAAAGUUGCUUCGGUUGCAGAAUCUCGGCAUCACUUGCGUCGUCAACCUCUCCAUCGGCUGUCCCAAGUCCAUUUGCAUCACCGACGAAAAAAAUUUCUUACGGAUUCCUGUCAAUGACUCCUAUCAAGAAAAGUUGCUGCCCUACUUCGAGAAAGCCUACAGAUUCCUAGGUACUAUUUUUUUGUUUCAGUGAAACAGAAAAACGGAGGCCUUUUUUCAGUGUAACAAAGACCUCAUUUUCCCAAGGGGUAUGCUUUGGAAAGAUCAAGAGAUAAAUGAUUUCAAAAAACAUGAAUUUUAUUGAAAAUUCUUUUUAUUGAGUGUCUCUAUCUCUAUUUGUGUUUCCAGAUAAUAGAAAAAGUUCAAAGCAGACUACGAUAAUUGAGCAAUGAAGUCUGUUUUUUUAUAUUUGAAGCAAGUCUGUUUCUAGAAAACGUGCGGGAGUCUGGUCGCAAAUGCUUGAUUCACUGUCUUGCGGGGAUUUCGCGGUCACCGACCCUUGCCAUCUCUUAUAUCAUGAGACAUCUGAAGCUGAGCUCAGAAGACGCUUACAGGUCCGUUUGGAAAUUUCAUAUUUCAAACUUUAUGAUCGUGACUGCAGAUUCGUCAAAGAAAAGCGGCCGUCUAUCUCUCCGAAUUUCAAUUUUAUGGGACAGCUGCUGGAGUACGAACAACAGCUAGUGCGAGAACACGUACUGAACUUGGAACAGCCUUUGAAGCUCCGGACGGAGAAGUCGAUGUCAUUGAUCCAGGACUGCGAGAGGCUCUCAGAUUUGUGUCCUCCCAAGGUGCCGAAGAGCGCCUCGUCACACUGUGUUUUUGCGCCUUCCGAAUCCAUCGGCUCUAACGCGGAUUCUGGAAUCGGCACCGACGACGUCGAGUCCGACAGUGCCAGCGACAGUCACUCCCUGCUCAAUGAGAACGGCAAGCGGGAACAGCCGAUGCGACCGCGGCAAUUGGCCCUUGGCCUCGGUUUGCUGAUGCCACGUCGAGCGAUGAAUGAACUGCCGUCGCCGUCGACGGAGAUGAGUCGUCUGUCGUUCACACCGGACACCUCGCCUCCAAUCUUCCCGUCUCCGGCGACAGCUCCACCUGCCGCGCCGCAACUCACCUUUUCCAAUCCAUGUUUCCUGUCUCCGACAGCUCCGUGCAUGCGCGACUCUUUCACGCCAGCGACGUCUGGAAUCAGCGUCUUCGAAAAUCCUUGCUUCCGGAGAGAACUAGCGACGACGUCGGCCAGUGAGCCUUCAGCAGGAGACAGUAACUGCUCCACGACGGGAUCCUGCAUGAGCAAGUUCCGGUUCUGGAAAAAGGUUAUUUGCGUUUGCAUUCUUUUUUUUUUGCCGGCGUUUUUCGGGAAAAAUUGCAAAAAAUUUUUUCCCGCAAAUCGUGAUUUCACUUCUUUUCUUGCAGUUUUUUCUUCCUUCUCAACAGAAAAAUAUGAACUACGUAGCGUUUUUGAGCCAAUUAAGUCUUGAUGUCAAAGUAACAUCUAAAAACCGACAAGAAGGUCUAUCAAAAAAUAAAGAUGCCAGAGAAGACGUUCACAAGCUCAUUGUUUAGUAAAUUUUUUUUGAGUUUGACUUUUUUUUUCAGCCGCAACAAAGAAGCACGGCUCGACCAGAAUGUCUGCGGACAGCAGGACUCCUUCUGACCUCAGCACCUGGCGGAGGCCUCACGACCACCACGGAGGAGGUCGAGUCUCCAGAAUCCGGAUUCCAAGAGAUGAAGCCGUCUCCUGAGGACGACCGCCAGUCGAUCAGCUCGGCCAGCUCUCUCGAAAUCGCUGUUCAGUAG